Molecule: messenger RNA, 2235 nt
Organism: Alternaria rosae
Lineage: Eukaryota; Fungi; Ascomycota; Dothideomycetes; Pleosporales; Pleosporaceae
Product: general substrate transporter
Exons: 5
Coding region: 478-2100 (540 amino acids)
Biological process (GO): carbohydrate transport; transmembrane transport
Cellular component (GO): membrane
Molecular function (GO): carbohydrate:proton symporter activity
Source: RefSeq, a predicted model, not a curated record
AGGUCUGCCGACGACGUCGAUCUACUUUUCAGCCUCACUAAUGUCCAACAAGAAAUACUUCCGCAGGACGUGUACCGCGCAGUUUUUCUACCCACUGUUGUACGGCAAGAUCACCUAAACAAGCUACAGCAGAUUCCUAGUUUCCAAAUUUCGCAUCAAUAGCAGGUCUCGAUAUCAUGACGUUUCAGGCUAGAUAGUGCUACGCGGCUCUGCUCGGACCCCGGCCUUCUCCUACCCCGGAGACCCGCCAAUCAGGACCCAUCAACACGACAAGCACCCUUGAAAGCUUGUCGCGGGGCCCCAUGGGCUCAGGUGGGUUGAUGAUAGCAGGCUGUACCCACGCAGAGGUCAAAUCUAGAGUGCAUGGAGUAUAUAAGCUCUCUAAGCUCACCAUGUCUGCUUGGCUUUUGGCAUCGGCCUUUGCUUAUUCGUUCUUCGCUAUCCGUAGCGUCCAAUCAACUUACACGCUAACAGAAAAUGGCGGGCUUUGCCGAACCCAAGCGAGAUGGUACCCUUGCGGUCGAAGAGGGAGCCCUGGAGAAGAGCCUCAGUCGUCAGGCUGAGAUCUUCGAGGACAAAGAGCUCAUGACAGAUGCUCAGGCAGCUGAAAGCCGCGAACAUGACAUGGGAAUGUGGGAGGCCAUGAGGGACCACCCCAUGGCUUGUUUUUGGGCUUUCAUCUUCUGCUUUACUAUCGUCAUGGAGUCUUUCGAUAUGUUCUUGAACGGUAACUUCGUUGCUCUUGCCGCGUUCAAGGAACGAUAUGGUGUCCAGGUCGCCGGCGAAAUUGGCAAGACCAUUCCUACGAAAUGGCAGAGUUCACUGUUUCAAGCUGGCCAAUGCGGUGCCUUCAUAGGAGUCUUCCUCGCUGGUCCCAUCACCAACCGUCUUGGUUACCGCUGGACUACUUUGCUGGCACUUAUGCUGAUGAAUGCGACCAUCUUCAUUUCCUUCUUCGCCGACUCACUCGCGGUUCUCGUCAUCGGGCAAGCUUUCGAAGGUAUCCCAUGGGGUAUGUUCAUCGCCAACUCGCCAGCCUACGCUAGUGAGGUCGUUCCUCUGGUUCUUCGUGGGGCUUGCACAGCAACUCUCCAGAUGUCUUGGUCCAUUGGUAGCAUCAUCGUCGCAGCCGCGACGUACAGUUAUAACAAGCGAAACGAUGAGUGGGCGUGGCGAGGUCCACUAGCUCUGCAAUGGGUCUUUCCUACCCCUCUUAUGGUUCUCAUCUUUUUCGCACCCGAGUCGCCAUGGUGGCUAGUGCGUAGAGGGCGCAAGGAACAGGCGCUGAAGUCCAUCAAGCGCCUUGGUCGAAGAAACGGAACCCAGGCGGCUGCCGAAGACACGCUUGCCAUGAUGGAGCGCACAGUGCAGAUCGAAGCUCAUAAGGGUGGCGAGCCUUCUCUCCUUGAUCUCGUCAAGGGAGUCGACCUCCGCCGAACACUCAUCACCUGCUUGAUCUACGCAUCUCAGAACUUCGCUGGCAACCUCAUCGCCAACCAAGCAACUUUCUUCUUCGAGCAGGCUGGAAUGUCGUCUGACUUCUCUUUCAAGCUCAACUUGAUCAACUCGUGCUUGCAGCUGGUAGCCAACAUUUGCGCGUGGCCUCUCAGCAACUGGUUCGGCCGCCGUACAAUCUACCUCGGAGGCACCGCUAUCAACAUCUGCCUACUCUUUAUUCUCGGAAUCUGCGCAUCCAUCCCCCAGAGCAAUGCGACCAACUACGCCCAAGCUUGUCUAGGUAUCGUCAUUUCGUUUGUUUUCGCCGGAGCCAUGGGCCCGAUCUCGUACUCGAUCAUUGCCGAAACAUCCUCCGUCCGUCUCCGCGCGCUAAGCACUGGUGUUGGACGUGCCGCAUACUACGUCGCCGAGAUUCCCAUGAUCUACCUGGCCUCGCAGAUGCUCAAUCCCACGGGCUGGAACAUGGCUGGUAAGUGUGGAUACGUGUGGGGCGGUACUGCUUGCGUCUGCUUCAUCAGUGCAUACUUCGGCCUCCCUGAGCUCAAGGGCCGCUCAUACCGCGAGCUUGACAUUCUGUUCAACCGGAAGAUCUCUGCGCGCAAGUUCAAAUCCACCAUCAUCGACGUCCGGGACAACGAGUAGAUCAUCAGAGUACGACGUGAUUUUUGGGUUGUGUACUGUCUGGUUUUGUGGGGAAGAUCGUGUCGUGGUGCAAGGGUGAGCACAGAUGCGUAGACGUUCUUUUCUUCUAGCUAGUGCGCUAAGGGUCAGUGCUUG